This is a messenger RNA of Drosophila kikkawai, 2071 nucleotides long. Its product is annotated as tyrosine-protein phosphatase vhp-1. Gene Ontology annotation, molecular function: protein tyrosine phosphatase activity; protein tyrosine/serine/threonine phosphatase activity. Gene Ontology annotation, biological process: protein dephosphorylation; signal transduction. Lineage: Eukaryota; Metazoa; Arthropoda; Insecta; Diptera; Drosophilidae. Gene Ontology annotation, cellular component: cytosol. The record is from RefSeq and is a predicted model, not a curated record.
GUUGUCACGGCAACUGAAACUAAAUAACAUGCAAGGCUAAUACUUUCACGAGCCUAUAAACAGCACUCAAAAUCAAACUCAAGCGGUAUCUGAUCGCCCCAAAAUGAACUGGCACAUGGGCCAGGUCUUGCCGGGACUAUACGUGGGCAACUACCGCGACUCAAAGGAUCACACACAACUGGAGAGGUUCAAGAUCUCGCACAUCAUCGCCAUACAUGACAGUCCCCGACGUCUGCUGCCGGACAAGCACUACCUGUGCGUGAUGGCCUCGGACACCCCGGACCAGAAUCUUUCCCAGUACUUCUCUGUCUGCAACGACUUCAUUCAUGCCGCCCGCCUGCGCGAGGGAAACGUGCUCAUCCAUUGCCUGGCGGGAAUGUCCCGCUCAGUGACCGUGGCCGUCGCCUACAUUAUGACGGCCACGCACCUCAACUGGAAGGAGGCGCUAAAGGUGGUGCGGGCAGGUCGCGCUGUGGCCAAUCCCAACACGGGAUUUCAGAACCAGCUGCAGGAGUUUGAGCAAUUCAAGCUGUCCGAAGAGCGUCGCCGGCUGCGGGAGCGCUUUCCAUCCUCGGCCCUAGAGCAGCUUGACCGAACGAAGGUCGCCACAGCGCUGGAUAACUACCAGGAGCUUCUGCAGAACCGUGACAUCUGCGAGGGCAACUGCUCCCGCGGCGAGAAGUGUCCCACAGGCGUCUGCAACAUGGACCCCAGCAAGGGCUUGUUCCGACGCCGUCCCUCCAGCGCAUCGACCCACUCGCGUCUGCGUGCUCAGUCCUCCAACACCAACGCUUCAUCCAGCAGCCUCAGCGUGAGCAGCUUGGCCGCCCAGUCCUGCCCGACAUCUCCCAAGCACUCGCCCCUGCCAAUGGCACGCCGCUCCGUGGGCAGUGAUCGCAUCCCCGAAGACGAGAUUGCCCUUGACCAGCCACCCAGUACCUCUAGCGAGGCCGCCGAGUAUGCCGCCGCCUUCGAGGACGCCCGCCGAGAGCAGGAGCAGCGCUGCCAGCAGCAGGGCAAGAACCAACGAUCCCCGCGGCCUGGUGGCUCUGCGACCGGAAACCCUCGUGUGAGCAGCGCCGGGAAUCGGAGGGAGUCUACGGCGCGGGAGGAUCACAGCUCUGCCCAGUUGCAGCGGAGUGCUAGCACGGUGAGCGGAUUCGGAGUACGCCCACGGAGCAGUCCGGCGGGGCUGCACGCCUACACGGGCUCAGUUCCUUCCUCCGUCCAUGGGUCUCGGGUUGAUCUCCGCGAGGCCGACAAGGGGUCGGCUAUCUACCUGGGCUGCUCGGCGCCGAGGGCCUCCACACUGUCUAUAUCAUCGUCAAGGGGCUCAUCUGGAGGUUCAGCUCCGCCUUCCCCCUGCAAUACGCCCCCUGCCAGUCCACGUCAUGGCGUCAGAAGAUCAACCAGCAUGGUUAAGAAGUCAAGAUGAAGACAUGAGCAUGUAUUUCCUAAGCUGGACUUAACCUUUAAUCCUUGGGCUGGCACACCUUCGCGACCAGCAGACUUGGUGCGAAUCAGAGGACGAACUCCUUGCCGGGAUUCAGUAGCUCCUCUAGUAAAAUAGCUUACAGUUGUUAGACGCCACUAGCCACGGCUGCCGGCCCCUUCGUUGCUGGCUUUGGCUACCUAAAGUUGUUGAUCAAUUUAUAAAUGGCACUCGGCACUCGCCCUCGAGUGCAGCCUGAAUUAUAAUCAAAUGUUGCGAGUAUAUUUUUCAGAGACGCAUUUAACAAGUACCGACAUAUAUAUACACAUAUUUACUGUAUAUUAUAUAGCGUAUUUAUUUAUACGAGCAGAUUUGUUGUCGGUCCUCUGGGCAGGACUGCUCCCAGUGGCGAGUGAUUGCGGAGGCAGUCGAACAAUAACUAAGAAUUGUACAUUGCGUAUUUUUGAUUAGAUCCAUUGUUGCAAGUAUUUUGAUAGCAAAGAAACCGAAGGGGCGAGACCCGAGAAAAGCGUUAUACAUUCAUACCUAGUUGAUAUAAUAUUGACAUUUAUGAGAUUUGAGAUUGUUAUUUAGAGUUGUUGCAUUGUGUAGCAUUAAAAAUAUAUAAAGAAAGUUUAU